AUGACAUGCGGCAAAUCUCUGCCGAACCACAAGUCGAACAUGAGGCGCCACCGGGUCACCUGUGGUUGCGCAGCUCUGGUUCAGCCUUCGGAUAGCGCUGGGGGAAAUGGCACCGAUACGCCCACGACUGCCACCACCAAUGCCACGGGCACGCCGGUCUUCGACGACUCCUUCUACAUGUUUAUAGACUUCAACAAUGCGUAUGGUUCCAUGAAUGGGAAUCCUUCUGGGCCCUUUUAG
Messenger RNA from Colletotrichum lupini, 240 nucleotides. RefSeq lists its product as uncharacterized. Lineage: Eukaryota; Fungi; Ascomycota; Sordariomycetes; Glomerellales; Glomerellaceae. Bases 1 to 240 code for a protein of 79 amino acids. The record is from RefSeq and is a predicted model, not a curated record. The transcript has a single exon.